Molecule: messenger RNA, 1630 nt
Organism: Myiozetetes cayanensis
Lineage: Eukaryota; Metazoa; Chordata; Aves; Passeriformes; Tyrannidae
Gene: KLF3
Product: KLF transcription factor 3
Exons: 7
Coding region: 232-1278 (348 amino acids)
Biological process (GO): regulation of transcription by RNA polymerase II
Molecular function (GO): DNA-binding transcription factor activity, RNA polymerase II-specific; RNA polymerase II cis-regulatory region sequence-specific DNA binding
Source: RefSeq, a predicted model, not a curated record
CCACCGCCAGGCGCCUCAGCCGCGGGGACGCGGGACACGCCGGCCUCGCGCUUCGGAGCCACCGGAGCGCCCCCAGCCCCCGCCACCUACCGCGGCCCCCAGCGCUGCGGGAGCCGACGGAUACCCGGCGCGCCUCGCACCGCCCGCGGAGCAAAUCCAGAUAACAAGAAGUAUUUGGCCACACGGUUUUGGCCAGGACAUCAGAAGCAUCAGAACAGGUGAAUAAAAAAGAUGCUAAUGUUUGACCCAGUCCCUAUCAAGCAAGAAGCCAUGGAACCUGUUUCAGUGUCAUAUCCAUCCAAUUAUAUGGACCAAAUGAAGCCAAACAAGUACAGCGUCAUUUAUUCUACACCAAGUAUGUUGCACAAUAAAUUCUACUCCAGCCCUGAAGGACUAUCAAAUGGAAUCCAGAUGGAGCCAGUAGACCUUACAGUAAAUAAACGGAGCUCACCACCUUCAGCUGGAAGUUCUCCUUCCCCACUAAAAUUUCAGACUGUGCAUAGGAGAACUUCACCUGGAUUGACUCUGUCCACACCCAGCUCACCUCUCAGUAAGUUCACACCGUCACCCCCAGGAGUACAGCCCAUUUCUAUGCCAAUAACAAUCCCACCUGUAAUGGCCGCUGCUCUUUCACGCCACGGACUGAGAAGCCCUGGAAUACUCCCAGUUAUACAGCCUGUGGUGGUCCAGCCAGUUCCUUUUAUGUAUGCUCCCCAUCUCCAGCAGCCCAUCAUGGUGUCCACAGUUCUUGCAGAUGAGAUGGAAACUCCAAGUAGCAUGCAAGUGCCUGUCAUUGAGUCUUAUGAGAAGCCUACACUGAAGAAAACAAUCAAAGUAGAGCCAGGAAGUGAACCAUCGAAGACUGACUUCUAUCCUGAACAAAUGUCACCUCCGAUGAUGACCUCAUUGUCUCCCCAGCAAGUAAUGUUGCAAGAGAAUCACCCUUCAGUUAUAGUUCAACCAGGAAAGAGACCUUUACCUGUGGAAUCUCCGGACACACAAAGGAAACGCAGAAUACAUCGAUGUGAUUAUGAAGGCUGCAACAAAGUCUACACUAAAAGCUCCCAUCUGAAGGCUCACCGAAGAACCCAUACAGGUGAAAAGCCGUACAAAUGCACUUGGGAGGGAUGCACGUGGAAGUUUGCUCGUUCUGAUGAACUAACGCGGCAUUUCCGCAAGCACACGGGAAUCAAACCUUUUCAGUGCCCAGACUGUGACCGUAGCUUUUCCCGUUCAGACCAUCUUGCUCUUCACAGAAAACGCCACAUGCUCGUCUGAAUGUCUUCUGUCCCUGACUCCUGUCACACAUUUUUUGUUUUUUACACAUGCAUUUUAAUUUGGAUUCAGCUGGUCUGGAUCUCUGAGUUUAUAUCAUUAAAAACUUACGUAUGGUCAGUAACAGAUGUUAUCUAACCCUCCUAUGUCCUUGCCACGGGUCAGACCUAAAGAAUGUGAAUACUUCUUUUUUUUUCUCCUGGGGAUGCUAAGCAAACCCUUUCUACAUUCAGUAUGUUUAAUGUAUUCCAUUUGAGAAUAAGGGAAUUUGUAAACUAACAGCUUUUGUUGGUUUCUUCAUAUAAUCAACCCAACAUAUACUGAUAAAAUAGUAAAUGUUAUUGAAUAUCCAAAA